UGAUGGUAGCUUAAAUAGAGAAGAAGCGCACGCUUGGACGAGACGCGAGAAGAAUGCUCAUCCAUGUGAGUUGCAUGACCUAAAGGGGGAGCAGGAGGCGAAUGAUGGUGCCAUCACCCCCAGCCCAAGCCCUCCCUUCAAUCCAAAUCCACCUCCACAAAAAUCCUAUCCAUUCUCUACCAAACAGCGGAAGAGAAAUCAUCUUUCCCUGUUAAAAAUUGAGUCUUUUCUGGCGAAGUUAAAAUUUCCCCCUUUUUCUGUCCAUUUGUCGAUGCUCCGAUUCUUUUUUUGUAGCGAUUGCAUCGUGGAUUUGGACCACGCGCACCACCUCAACCAAUCCCCUCCAAUCCUGCCCCAACAAUCCCAAUCUCCAUUCCAAAGCAAGCAUCAAGAAAUCCUAAAUAGGGACGCACCAAGAACUCCACUACGAGAAUCCCCAAUCAUUUCUUGGUGCAUUUGGCCCCCUUCACCAUCCGAGAAAUCCCAAGAAAGCACAUCCCAAAUCGACCCCAAAUCGGUCGUACGCCGCACCAGAAACAGCUCAUAAUUCCAGUGAGAAUUAGAAUUAGGGUGAGAGCGAAAAGGAGGAAGCAAUGACGGAGGUGGCGCACCUCCGGGGCCCGACCAACCUCGCUUCCCCCGCAAGCCGCUCCUCGUCCCUGCGCUAUUUAGCCAAUGCCGACAGUGACGUGCUCCUAGGAAGCGGCAGCCUGGAGCGCUCUGCGGGAUCUACAGGAAACCUUGGACUUCAAGAACGGCGCGGGCAAGAGCCGGAAGCGUCAGAGGAGGACGAGGAAGAGGAGCGGUGGUCGUUCUUGGCGCUGCUGUUUGAGCUGCUACGUAAGUCGCUGCUCGGGUGCAGGACGGUGGGCGGCGACGGCAGAGGUGAAGGCGGCGGCUGCAGGAUGGAGAUUGGGUUGCCGACGAACGUGCAGCACGUGGCGCACGUCACGUUCGAUAGGUUCCAUGGAUUCCUGGGGCUCCCCGUCGAGUUCGAGCCCGAGGUGCCCCGCCGCGCUCCCAGUGCGAGUGCAAGCGUCUUCGGAGUUUCAACAGAAUCAAUGCAGUGUUCCUAUGAUUCCAGAGGAAACAGUGUACCGACGAUUCUCUUGAUGAUGCAAAGACGCCUUUAUGAACAGGCCGGUCUUCGGGCAGAAGGUAUUUUUCGCAUAAACGCAGAGAAUAGCCAGGAGGAGCUCGUGAGAGACCAGUUAAAUUGUGGAAUUGUUCCAAAUGGCAUUGAUGUCCACUGUUUGGCAGGUCUAAUCAAAGCCUGGUUUAGGGAACUUCCCAGUGGGGUGUUGGACUCUAUCCCACCUGAGCAGGUGAUGCAAUGCCAAUCUGAAGAGGACUGUGCUCGGGUCGCCAAAUGCCUUCCACCAGCUGAAGCAGCCUUACUUGACUGGGCUGUUAAUCUGAUGGCUGAUGUUGUCCAAGAAGAACAGAUAAACAAGAUGAAUGCUCGCAAUAUUGCUAUGGUUUUUGCACCAAAUAUGACUCAGAUGGCAGAUCCUUUGACUGCACUGAUGUAUGCAGUGCAAGUGAUGAAUUUUCUCAAGAUGCUAAUACAAAAGACCCUCAAGGAUAGAGAAGAGUCGAAUCUGGAGGAUGCUUCGCUGCCCCAGAAGGACCCAUCUGAUGAAAAUGGGCAUCAGAAACCCAGCGUGACACUUGACUCUCACCUGCGGAAUGAGGCAGGAUCCAGGCGUCCCUCUUUUGUGAACGAGGAGCCCCUUCUGAACAGUCCUGCACACAGCAUUGAAGACAAGCCUAAAGAAACUAAUGCUGCCGAAGGAGUCACAGCUGCUUUCACUGGCCAGACAAGUGAAGUCCUGACAAGCACGGAGGGCUCCACUAGUUGCUCACAAGUUGCUGAUCUGGCUGUUGUUCCUGAUGCUUCCUGUGCAACAGCUGUGAAUUCUCUUCAAGGCAAGGGGAACCGAAGCCCGAAUCGUAGGAGGACCAGAAAGGGCAAGAGUCAGUCUGGAGCACGUGCCAUUCCACCAGCCGAGAAAUCGAGAGGUGUGAGCAUUGUGAGCCGGAUAAAUUCAAAAGUUGAAAGGAUCGAAGCAUGGAGAUGAAUUCAAAUGCCACUGCUGCUGCCGUAUAUUAGAUGACUAACCCAAUGUUUCCUGAAUAUAGGACCCCGAACUGCUUGCUCGCACAUCUUGCUUUUCGAUGUGAUUAUCAUUUCUUUCUGGAUCAUGAUCAUGGUACUCAACUUUUUCUCUUUCACUAACUUCUGUAUCUUGCUUAUCAUUAUUUGUUUGAGUGAAUGAAACAGAGGUUGUUGCUUUCGUUUGUACAUAAAUUUCUUCAGGGAUGAUCUAUGGUGUGCUUGUUCU
Molecule: messenger RNA, 2345 nt
Organism: Phragmites australis (common reed)
Lineage: Eukaryota; Viridiplantae; Streptophyta; Magnoliopsida; Poales; Poaceae
Product: rho GTPase-activating protein 4-like
Exons: 5
Coding region: 594-2081 (495 amino acids)
Biological process (GO): signal transduction
Molecular function (GO): GTPase activator activity
Source: RefSeq, a predicted model, not a curated record